Anopheles maculipalpis is the source of this 696-nucleotide messenger RNA. RefSeq lists its product as uncharacterized. Bases 1 to 696 code for a protein of 231 amino acids. The transcript has a single exon. The record is from RefSeq and is a predicted model, not a curated record. NCBI's taxonomy places the organism in Eukaryota, Metazoa, Arthropoda, Insecta, Diptera, Culicidae.
AUGUCCUCGAAGAAAAGUGCCAAAACCGUAACGAUCCAGUUACGACCUGUGUACCGUGGAAGAACUUCCUAUGAGGAGGAGCAGGCAGCAGGUCCAUCUGGGCAAAGAAUAUCCCCCACUGGACCACCAGUCAAAUCAAUUGCAAGUAAAUCGCGCUAUAAAAUCUAUGAAAUACCACGCAAAUCGGAAUUUUCCGAAUAUCUCGAACGGAUCAGACGUGAGCAGGAGGCACGACAGGCACAGAAUGCGACACAUCGAACCUUAGCCGUACAGACGCACGAUCAAGAUGCGGGCCCAAGUCAGCGGCUGGAAGCUCAGCAGAAUCUGCUCUCUUUCGACAAACCAAUCACCGUCUUACGACAGGGAAGUAUAGUCGAGUAUCGGGAAAAGGAACGUCACCCAUUCAAAGAGCUUGUCAGUAACUACCUUCGGCGAAGUUCACAUCCAAAGGAAGCGAUUCGUCUGUAUAAGAUACCGAUCGUACAAAGCUGGGAGCAAGCGAUCGAAAAUUCGCUAAGAAAGAUGGCAGCGGAACGGUCAAGCCGGGGAGAGCAGUGGAAGCAGUCGCGGUUGAAGUGGUUGGAGGAUUUGGAAGAAGCAAACAGCAAACUUCCGCAACCGAACAGAACCGUUAGCAUGGAGAAGGGUUUCGAUCCAUCGAUAUGCUGUUUUCUUAUGUGGUGUCGACGCAAUUAA